GCGGCUCCGCGGCAGCGGGGAGGGCAGGUGAACUCCGGGGAAGGAUGACCGGCGUGGCCGCGAUCGUCUUUUUCCUGCAGCUCUUGCCCAGGGCGGACGGACAGGUCUUCCCAGGUGGUUGUUCAUUUGAUGAGCACUACAGUAACUGUGGUUAUAGCGUCGCCUUGGGAACAAAUGGAUUUACCUGGGAGCAGAUCAACACCUGGGAAAAGCCAACAAUGGAUCCUGCUGUCCCAACUGGCUCCUUCAUGAUGGUGAACAGCUCUGGGCGAGCAUCGGGGCAGAAAGCUCACCUGCUGCUGCCCACGCUGAAGGAGAAUGACACGCACUGCAUCGACUUCCACUACUACCUGUCCAGCCGCGACCGCUCCAGCCCCGGCUCCCUCAACGUCUACGUCAAGGUCAACGGGGGCCCCCAGGGCAACCCCAUCUGGAACGUGUCAGGAGUGGUGACCGAAGGCUGGGUGAAGGCAGAGCUGGCCAUCAGCACCUUCUGGCCACAUUUUUACCAGGUGAUAUUUGAAUCUGUCUCUUUGAAAGGACACCCUGGGUACAUAGCUGUGGAUGAAGUCAGAGUCCUCGCCCAUCCCUGCAGAAAAGCCCCGCAUUUCCUGCGGCUGCAGAACGUGGAGGUGAACGUGGGGCAGAACGCCACCUUCCAGUGCAUCGCCGGCGGGAAGUGGUCACAGCACGACAAGCUCUGGCUCCAGCAGUGGAACGGGAGGGACACAGCCCUGAUGGUCACUCGAGUGGUCAACCACAGGCGCUUCUCAGCCACGGUCAGCGUGGCCGACACGUCGCAGCGCAGCAUCAGCAAGUACCGCUGCGUCAUCCGCUCCGACGGCGGCUCUGGUGUCUCCAACUACGCCGAGCUCAUCGUCAAAGAGCCUCCCACGCCGAUCGCCCCCCCGGAGCUGCUGGCCGUGGGAGCCACGUACCUGUGGAUCAAACCCAACGCCAACUCCAUCAUCGGGGACGGGCCCAUCAUCCUCAAGGAGGUGGAGUACAGGACCACCACGGGCAACUGGGCAGAGACCCACAUCGUGGACUCCCCCAACUACAAGCUGUGGCACCUGGACCCCGACGUGGAGUACGAGAUCCGGGUGUUGCUGACGCGCCCCGGGGAAGGGGGCACGGGGCCCCCCGGGCCCCCCCUGACCACCAGGACCAAGUGUGCAGACCCCGUGCACGGGCCGCAGAACGUGGAGGUGGUGGACAUCCGCUCGCGGCAGCUGACACUGCAGUGGGAGCCCUUCGGCUACGCCGUGACGCGCUGCCACAGCUACAACCUCACCGUGCACUACCAGUACGUCUUCAACCAGCAGAAAUUCGAGGCAGAGGAGCUCAUCCAAACUUCUUCUCACUACACCCUGCGAGGGCUCCGGCCCUUCAUGACCAUCAGGCUGAGGCUGGCUCUCUCCAACCCCGAGGGCAGAAUGGAAAGCGAGGAGCUGGUGGUGCAAACUGAGGAGGAUGUUCCUGGACCCGUUCCCUUGGAAUCUAUCCAAGGGGGACCUUUUGAAGAGAAGAUCUACGUUCAGUGGAAGCCUCCAAAUGAGACAAAUGGCAUCAUUACACUCUAUGAGAUCACAUACAAGGCUGUUGGGUCUCUGGAUCCCAGUGCUGACCUGUCCAGCCAAAGGGGGAAAGUCUUCAAGCUGCGGAAUGAAACCCAUCACCUUUUUGUGGGAUUGUACCCAGGCACCACCUACUCAUUCACCAUCAAAGCCAGCACAGUCAAGGGCUUUGGGCCGCCCAUCACCACCCGGAUAGCAACCAAGAUUUCAGCUCCGUCCAUGCCGGAGUACGACACGGACUCUCCCCUCAAUGAGACUGACACCACCAUCACCGUCAUGCUGAAGCCUGCUCAGUCCCGGGGAGCACCUGUCAGUGUCUACCAGCUCGUUGUCAAGGAGGAGAAGCUGCAGAAAGCCCGGAGAGCUGCAGACAUCAUCGAGUGCUUCUCUGUGCCAGUGAGCUACAAGAAUGCCUCCAGUCUGGACUCCCCACACUACUUUGCAGCUGAGCUGAAGCCCAUCAACCUUCCUGUCACACAGCCCUUCACCGUGGGUGACAACAAGACCUACAAUGGCUACUGGAAUGCUCCUCUUUCCCCCCUGAAAAGCUACAGCAUAUACUUCCAGGCUCUUAGCAAGGCCAAUGGAGAAACAAAAAUCAACUGUGUCCGGCUGGCAACAAAAGCAGUGAUAGGUAGACAACAGGUGACCACGCGAAACCCGCCCAGCCUCUUGAGCACAGGAGCUUCCACCCAGAAUUCCAAUGCAGUGGAACCUGAGAAGCAAGUUGACAGCACGGUGAAAAUGGCUGGAGUUAUAGCUGGUCUCCUGAUGUUUGUUAUUAUCCUCUUGGGAGCAAUGCUUACCAUCAAAAGAAGAAGAAAUGCAUAUUCCUACUCCUAUUACUUGAAGCUAGCCAAGAAGCAGAAGGAGACUCAGACCAGCACGCAGAGGGAGAUGGGUCCUGUGGCUGCUUCUGACAAGACCUCCACCAAACUCAGUGCUGUUCACAAUGAAGAAGCUUUUUCUUCCAGCUGCCAAGAUGUUAAUGGAUUCACUGACAGCAGCCAUGGGGAGCUGGCCCAGCCCACGCUGACCAUCCAGACCCACCCGUACCGCAGCUGCGAGCCCGUGGAGAUGUCCUACCCCCGGGGACAGUUCCAGCCUGCCAUCCGAGUGGCAGACCUGCUGCAGCACAUCACCCAGAUGAAGAGGGGACAGGGCUACGGCUUCAAGGAGGAGUAUGAGGCACUUCCCGAGGGGCAGACGGCGUCCUGGGAUACAGCCAAGGAAGAUGAGAACCGCAACAAGAACAGAUAUGGAAACAUAAUCUCCUAUGAUCACUCAAGAGUGAGACUGCAGCUGCUGGAUGGGGACCCUCACUCUGACUACAUCAACGCCAAUUACAUCGACGGGUACCAUCGGCCUCGCCAUUACAUUGCAACUCAAGGGCCGAUGCAAGAGACAGUGAAGGAUUUCUGGAGAAUGAUUUGGCAAGAAAACUCUGCAAGUGUUGUCAUGGUCACCAACCUGGUGGAAGUGGGCAGGGUGAAGUGUGUUCGAUACUGGCCAGAUGACACAGAAGUCUAUGGAGACAUUAAAGUCACAUUAAUUGAGACAGAGCCAUUGGCAGAGUAUGUCAUACGUACCUUCACUGUGCAAAAGAAAGGCUACCAUGAGAUCCGAGAGAUUCGGCAGUUCCACUUCACCAGCUGGCCGGACCACGGAGUGCCCUGCUACGCCACGGGGCUCCUGGGCUUCGUCCGCCAGGUGAAGUUCCUCAACCCCCCCGAGGCAGGACCCAUCGUGGUGCACUGCAGCGCUGGGGCCGGGAGGACAGGGUGCUUCAUUGCCAUUGACAUCAUGCUGGACAUGGCAGAGAACGAGGGCGUGGUGGAUAUAUUCAACUGCGUGCGAGAGCUGCGCUCCCAAAGGGUCAAUUUGGUGCAGACAGAGGAGCAGUACGUGUUUGUCCAUGAUGCCAUUUUGGAGGCAUGUCUCUGUGGCAACACAGCCAUUCCAGUCUGUGAGUUCAGAUCCAUAUAUUACAACAUCAGCAGACUGGAUCCACAGACCAAUUCCAGCCAGAUAAAAGAUGAGUUUCAGACCCUGAACAUCGUGACGCCGCGGGUGCGGCCGGAGGACUGCAGCAUCGGGCUGCUGCCCCGCAACCACGACAAGAACCGCUGCAUGGACGUGCUGCCCCUGGACCGCUGCCUGCCCUUCCUCAUCUCUGUGGAUGGGGAGUCCAGCAACUACAUCAAUGCUGCACUCAUGGAUAGCCACAAGCAGCCUGCUGCCUUCAUUGUCACCCAGCACCCCUUGCCCAACACCAUCACAGACUUCUGGAGGCUGGUGUUUGAUUACAACUGCUCCUCCGUGGUGAUGCUCAACGAGAUGGAUGCAGCACAGCUCUGCAUGCAGUACUGGCCGGAGAAGACAUCCUGUUGUUAUGGCCCAAUCCAGGUGGAGUUUGUUUCAGCAGACAUUGAUGAAGAUAUCAUCAACCGGAUAUUCCGGAUUUGCAACAUGGCCAGGCCGCAGGACGGGUACCGCAUCGUGCAGCACCUGCAGUACAUCGGCUGGCCGGCCUACAGGGACACCCCUCCCUCCAAGCGCUCCCUGCUGAAGGUGGUCAGGAGGCUGGAGAAGUGGCAGGAGCAGUACGACGGCAGAGACGGGCGCACUGUGGUCCACUGCUUGAACGGCGGAGGUCGCAGCGGCACCUUCUGUGCCAUCUGCAGUGUGUGCGAAAUGAUCCAACAGCAGAACAUCAUCGAUGUGUUCCACAUAGUGAAAACGCUACGGAAUAACAAAUCCAACAUGGUGGAGUCACUGGAACAGUAUAAAUUUGUAUACGAGGUUGCACUGGAAUACUUGAGUUCCUUUUAGCCCAGCGAAGGGAGGGGACCCCACGAUGUGCCAGACCCGAACUCUGGCGGAUGCUUCUCCCCUGUCCCACACUGGAAGGCAGUAACAAGUGUGGGAAGGAAAAUUUCUCCUUCCUUCUCAGCAAGAGACUGAGGUUGCAGAGACCUCGCUGGAAGGAGGAGAUGAUGCCUGUGUGUGCUGCUGCCUGCUUUCUAUCGGAACAUCUACUGCUUCUUAAAUAACUUACUGUAAAAAUUAGCAACAUGGGAGA
This is a messenger RNA of Onychostruthus taczanowskii (white-rumped snowfinch), 4659 nucleotides long. RefSeq names its product protein tyrosine phosphatase receptor type T (gene PTPRT). Gene Ontology annotation, cellular component: membrane. Gene Ontology annotation, molecular function: protein tyrosine phosphatase activity; protein binding. Gene Ontology annotation, biological process: protein dephosphorylation. The transcript has 33 exons. NCBI's taxonomy places the organism in Eukaryota, Metazoa, Chordata, Aves, Passeriformes, Passeridae. The coding region runs from base 45 to 4409 and encodes 1454 amino acids. The record is from RefSeq and is a predicted model, not a curated record.